Molecule: messenger RNA, 447 nt
Organism: Rotaria sp. Silwood2
Lineage: Eukaryota; Metazoa; Rotifera; Eurotatoria; Philodinida; Philodinidae
Source: the annotation of a GenBank genome assembly
AUGCUUUGUUAUCAUAAUCAAUUAUGUUGCCAAAUACUACGUGAUGCUUAUUAUUAUUAUAACAAUCCAGAAUCAUCACGAAUAAAUUUAUCUGAUGAUAAACAUACAUUUUGUGUUAAAUGUUUUGAUUCUAUUAAAAGUAAAUCAAUAUUUGUCGAUGACGAUCCAGUUCAAACAUUAGUUGAAAUAUCUAAAAAUUUAUUUCUAUCAGAUAUAAAUGAUAUACAAAAAGCUGAAACAAUGAUUGAAUGUAUUAUUGAUAUUAUGAGAGAUUGCUUGGAUAAUCAAGUACAAACUGCUCUUUAUAUUCUAUAUUUUGAAGAACUUGAUCAAGAAGAAGAAGAUCGAAGGAAACAAAGAGUUGAAGUAGCACAAGCACUGGAAGAUAGAGGUUUAGAUGAUCCUAUUGAGCCAGAACAUGAAACAGUAACAAAAUUAAAAUUCUAA